AUGGACACUGGUCUCAGCGAUUCACAUGGACGGCCCGACCCUAGACUAGCCGAGAGAAAAGGAUCUGUUCGGCGGGCAAGAGAAAUGCUAGAAGCAGGUAGACGACCCAAGGUCCGAGUUCCGCAGGCAAAAACAAUCGCACCUUCACCGGGGCCGCGUGCCCCCCAAGCAAACGGAUGGCCUCUAUCGAGUAACGGUAGCCCACAAACGCGCCUGGUCGAUCCGCAGGGGAGGCUGUCAAACAUUCUCGACUCGCAAGGAAGGCUGCUGGCACCCAGAGGCACGCCACCUCCCCAUCGCCCAAGCCGACAAGAUCUCCCAUCACCUUCUGUCUAUUCAGAAAGAAGCGUCUCGGACGCUGUACCUAGUCCGUUGCAUCUUCACCACCCUGGCCCGUCAUUCUCUCAACCUUUCCAUAAUCAACAGCACAUCCACCCUGCUCUACGAGAACCUAUCCCUGUCGCAAACGAAGAUACUUUCAGGAAAUCAGCAGCGGAAUCUGUGGGAUCUAUCCCUUCAAUACCUGAUUUUCCACCGCCUCUCCCUCCAAGCAAAAAUGGCAACCUCGCUGCUCCUCCAAUGCGCUCGAUCAAGAAUCGCCGAUCCUCUGUGUCGCCAAUACCCGAGGAAUUGCCUGAUAGCCCAACAAUAAUGAAUAAGCCGUACGCGCAGAGCAGAGUGACUCCUUCUAGCUGGAACUCUGAGCAGCGGGAAUCCGAUAUAUUGGGGGCUUAUCUUGAUAGCGAUUCAGAUGGUGCUCAGCAAACCCCACGUACGACCGAGCAUGCUGAAGCGACUCUAGUUCGACAGGCUAGUCUUGGGAAACGGGGCAAGCCUUCUUUGCGCACGAUAAGCAAGCCUAGCGCUGGCCCUCCACAGUCGGCAAGAAGUAACAACGAAACUGUUGCGGCAUCAGAGCCCAUGGCCGGUGCUAGUCUCAAGGAGAUUGCAGCUGGUCUACAAACACGAGACUCCUUUGACUCGUCCUCGUCUGAGGAGUCACAUAUUGACCCCGAAAAGCCGCCGAUUAUGCUGGGAAAGGAUAGAGGCGCCAAUCGCCCGUACAACCAUCAACGGCCCUCAAUAGAUGGAACAUUACCUCAAAGAACUCCUACCAUGAGUGAGACAAGGCCUGGAGCCCGAAGGCCGCCUCGCCUAAACAUGAACGCUGUCCGAGAGGCUGAAGCUCGCGGUAGUCUUACGAGUCUCUCGGACUUGAUCAAGCGUGCAACAAAACUUGCAACGAAUCUUGAGCAUGGGCGGACAGCAAGCCGGAACGAUCUUUUGAAUGCUGGGGGUGGCUCCAGAUUUCCGUUUCACGGUGACCCAAAUCGCAAAUCUGGCUCUAUCAAAGACAUCCUAGCCUCGUUCCCUAACCCUGCUGCCACGCCAGAGGGCCGCUCUUCUUGGCCUAUUUUCUGGAGGAGGUCCACACUCCACCAGCUGAACUCCCAGGAACGGGGUCAAGAAGCAAUCCAAGGGGAGAAAGGCAGCGUUCGACGACGCCGUUGCUGCGGAAUGCCCUUAUGGGCAUUCAUUGCCGCCUGCAUCAUCCUGCUUCUUGUUGUCGCCGCCGCCGUACUUAUACCUAUCUUCUUGGUUGUGGUCCCUCGAGAAAACAAGAGUGAUGACGGCAGUAGUACAACAUGCGCGAGGACUUCUCCUUGUUCAAACGGCGGUGUAAGCGUCUCGAGUGGUGAUGUCUGCUCCUGUGUCUGCGUCAAUGGCUAUACUGGCUCGCGCUGUACGAACGAAGGUGAUGCAAGUUGUGUCACUACUGAAAUUACUCAAGGCUCAGCAUCGAGGAAUGCGACUGUCGGAGAUGACCUUCCACGUCUAUUCCAGGACUCACAGAGUAACUUUAGCAUUCCAUUGGAUCCUGUUACUAUCAUGGCUCUAUUUAGCCAAAACAACGUCUCGUGCACGACUGAAAAUGCGCUAGUGUCUUUCACUGGCCUAUCGUCCAACAGCAACGAACGCCGCUCUGUCCCUCUGGAUCCUCAAGCAUUCGACGAUGGGGAUUCGCUUGUCUCUGCAUUCAGGCAUGUUCCCACCACUUCAAUUCUCGCUCCAAGGUCUGUUGCUACGAUCAACGGUAUUCUUGUUGAAUCCACGCCACCCCCGACCACCGAGAGUUCUGAAGAUGCGGAAGAAGCGGAACCUUCUCCCACACCUACAGCUACUGCACAACCAACCUCGACUCCAGACGCUACCAGUACUGAGGUUGUUGAUUUCUCCCGUAUUGCCGUGCUAUACAUCCUUCAGAAAACUGGCGAACUCAACGCGGCUAUGUUUUCAGCGGAGUCCAUCGAGAAACAUCUAAAACGAUUCUCCAACUCGACGGGUGGGAACUUGGUGGUUGACCUCAUCCCUUCGGGUGUGAUGGGCAAUUUUACCCUGGACUUCGACGACUUUACGAUCACUGAUUUUGACGGCGACACGGUCGGUGAGGCUUAG
Messenger RNA from Aspergillus calidoustus, 2457 nucleotides. Lineage: Eukaryota; Fungi; Ascomycota; Eurotiomycetes; Eurotiales; Aspergillaceae. The record is from the annotation of a GenBank genome assembly.